UGCCAGAUCGUCACCAUCAUGGGUCGCAUGCACGCUCCCGGGAAGGGCCUGUCCCAGUCUGCUCUGCCGAACCGCCGCAGCGUGCCCACGUGGCUGAAGCUCACCUCAGACAACAUGAAGGAGCAGAUCUACAAGCUGGCCAAGAAGGGCCUGACACCCUCCCAGUUCGGUGUGAUCCUGAGGGAUUCUCAUGGCGUGGCACAAGUACGCUUUGUAACUGGCAACAAAAUUUUGAGAAUUCUAAAGUCCAAGGGACUUGCCCCUGAUCUUCCUGAAGAUCUUUAUUACUUGAUCAAGAAAGCUGUUGCUGUUCGAAAGCAUCUUGAGAGAAACAGAAAGGAUAAGUAUUCUAAAUUCCCUCUGUUUCUGAACGAAAGCCGAAUUCAUUGGCUGGCCCAGUACUACAAGACCAAGAGAGUGCUCCCACCCAGUUGGAAAUAUGAAUCAUCCACAGCCUCUGCUCUGGUUGCAUAAGUUUUGGUUUGUGUACUAAAAUAAUA
Molecule: messenger RNA, 500 nt
Organism: Trichosurus vulpecula (common brushtail)
Lineage: Eukaryota; Metazoa; Chordata; Mammalia; Diprotodontia; Phalangeridae
Product: 40S ribosomal protein S13-like
Exons: 1
Coding region: 19-474 (151 amino acids)
Biological process (GO): translation
Cellular component (GO): nucleolus; cytosolic small ribosomal subunit; ribosome
Molecular function (GO): structural constituent of ribosome; small ribosomal subunit rRNA binding
Source: RefSeq, a predicted model, not a curated record